Messenger RNA from Aspergillus terreus NIH2624, 987 nucleotides. RefSeq lists its product as uncharacterized. The record is from RefSeq and is a predicted model, not a curated record. Lineage: Eukaryota; Fungi; Ascomycota; Eurotiomycetes; Eurotiales; Aspergillaceae. Bases 1 to 987 code for a protein of 328 amino acids. The transcript is spliced from 3 exons.
AUGUGUCCGGAUAUCAACUCUCUCCCUCCCUCUCGACCCUCCUCUCGACCCUCCUCCACCUCCCCGCAACAGUCGCGGAAUCGUCCUUCUUCGUCCAACACGUCGCAACCUGCCUCAUCCAGCGUUGCUCCCAGGACACCAGCGAACAUGAAUGGCUCCAGCAACCAGUCCCAUAUGAAUCGGAGAGGAAACCCUCGCGGUCCUCGUCGAUACUCUGCGACUCCGUGGGAGAUCGUCGACAUCGAACGUCGUCGAUCUGGGGGAGGCGAUGGGGAGCACAUCGACGAUUCUGUGCCGACCUCUGACAACCAUCGCCAUGUAUUUCGCACAUCCAGCCCGUCGAGUCUCGGAGGCAGCCCCAUCAUCACCACUGGCGAUCCCCAUCACCAACGGGCCCCGUCGUUGGGCGAGUUGCAUCAGGAGCUCGAAAACGAACAAGAAGCGCAAGUGAACCGGCUCUUGCAGAUGAUUCGUAGUCAACAAACCCAGCUCCAGCAACUCCAGCAGCAGCAACACAACACUCACGGCACCGUCGUCGAUGACUCCGCACCAUCGGAUCGCUCUUCAUCCAUUCCGCCUGUUCCUCCGCUCCCUCCCCUUUCAGGCACAAGCAAUCGAUCGUCCCUGUCUCACCGCCGUCCGUCCCGUCCGUCGAGUCAAACGGCUUCCCCCCCAAGUCUCCGACCCCUAGCCGAUCAUCCACGGGGCCCGGAGACGCUGGAGUGGGUCACAGGGACUAGUCCAAGUCAGACUCGCCGGAGCAGCAGGGAUGAGACUGCGUUCUACCAAGCCGAGGCAGCUAUGCUAGGCAGAGAGAACCAGAUCCUGCGCCAACGCAUCCGUGAACUAGAACGCCAGGUGAGCGAGUUGACAGUAUCCGCAGCUGAACGGUCGGCCACGCCACCUGCCGCUGAAGGGGCUGCAACCACCGAUCCCCACGCGACAGUCGGUGCAGGAUCGGCUGGUGAGUUCACGGACAAACCCUGA